This is a messenger RNA of Naegleria lovaniensis, 258 nucleotides long. RefSeq lists its product as uncharacterized. NCBI's taxonomy places the organism in Eukaryota, Heterolobosea, Eutetramitea, Acrasida, Naegleriidae. Bases 1 to 258 code for a protein of 85 amino acids. The record is from RefSeq and is a predicted model, not a curated record. The transcript has a single exon.
AUGGAAGAACAAGAUGACACCCCAAAAGUCACACUUUCAAAGAUUUCCCUUCUCUCUUCAGCGAAUGUCAUGCAUGAAUCAUCAUCUCCUUCAUCACCACUGACACCUAAUAAUAAUGGUGAGGAUUCCAAUAGGACCACUCCCUCUCAAGAAUCUUCACCAACAACAACAACAUCUGGAUCUAAAAAAGUGAUCAAACGAGUGGUGAAACGGGUGCCAGCCAAGUCAAGCAGUGCAACCACGACGACUGAGGAAUAA